CACGGUCUAAUUCCAACCAUGUCCCCAUGAAAGCAAUAGUUUAUGUCAUAGAGGUCUCCAUAUACCAGACUAUAUCCACUUUAGCAGUUUAUGCUUAUUUUUUUUAUUAUUAUUGUCAUUAUUUCUGUCACCCUCUGACUUCCAGUGGGUUCUCGGGACAAGGAGGAGGAGAUGAAUUACGAAUUUGGGCGAGAAAGUGGUUUUAUCAACAGCCAGCCGUCGCUCGCUGAGUGCCUGACAUCUCUCACUAACCCUGUCGGUGAUGCAUUUCAAAGUUCAUCAAUCAAGAGCCCGGCGCUUUCACGGUCGACACUGAUUCCUCCUCCUUCCUUUGAGCACACCAUCCCCGGCCUGAGCGCGGGCAUCCACCCACGCCACAGCCGCGCAAAGCAGCAGGCUCUGAGAGGCUGCAGCCCGCUGCGCGCCGCAUCCCUGCCUCCGGAGUACCCGUGGAUGAAGGAGAAGAAAAGCAUCAAGAAGAACCAGACUACUACUGCUGCUGCUGCUGCUGCUUCUUCCUCUGCUUCUGCUGCUGCCACGACGACUGACUCCUCUCCACUCUACUUCUCACCCCAAGGUUCACCAGAGGUACCAGAGGUUGUUGUUGGCGGUGGAGGAGCAUCCAGGAGGCUGAGAACUGCCUACACCAACACCCAACUCCUGGAGCUGGAGAAGGAGUUUCACUUCAACAAAUACCUGUGCAGACCCAGGCGAGUGGAAAUAGCUGCUUUGCUGGAUUUAACGGAGAAGCAAGUGAAAGUGUGGUUUCAGAACCGGAGGAUGAAGCACAAGAGGCAGACCCACUGCAAGGAGAACCGGGACAGCGAGGGGAAAUACGCGUGCCUGAUGGACGACGGGCCGGAGGAGGACGAAGAGUUCGAGCCAGAGGCUGAGAGCGGCGCAGGCGGGACGCUCCUGGAGAGGGAGAGGUAUUUCCCCCAAAAUACCUUGACUUCACAACAGUGUCAGAACGGGAACAAUGGAGACAGUCUGAGCCCCACAGCUGCGCAUUUGAGCAGCUAUGAGAAAAAUCUGAAACAUUUUCCUAACCCAGCGCCCACUGUUCCAACCUGCGCGUCAACAAUAGGCCCGGACAAUGAGUGUUCCCCGGGCCUGGAUGUCUCUUUGCAGGAUUUCCACGUUUUCUCAUCCUCCUCCUCUUUCUCACCGAGUUUGUCAGAUUCAACACAAAGUCCUCUGCACUUAUCCUCCGAGACGUUUGACCUUUUCUCAGAAACUCUCACAACAAUCGACCUGCAAAACUUGAGUUAUUGAAAUAUUUGCCUUGUUAAUUCUCAUUCAGACACCAUGUGUUCUGUCAGUGUGUCAGUUUUAGCCUCAUGGGGGAAAUAUUUAAAAAAUCCCACCAAUAAGGUAAGUUAAAGCAAAAAACAAACAAACAGGAAAGCAACUAUUUUGCCUUCAUAGGCUGUUUAUUCCACGAGGCUGUUAUUAUAGAGGACAUUUCACAUUUAUUUUUAUAUGGAUUCCCACUAUAACUCAGCAGAAUAUUUUCCUUGAAAUAAAACUCUACAUGGAGUGGAA
Messenger RNA from Paralichthys olivaceus (Japanese flounder), 1545 nucleotides. RefSeq names its product homeobox A2b (gene hoxa2b). NCBI's taxonomy places the organism in Eukaryota, Metazoa, Chordata, Actinopteri, Pleuronectiformes, Paralichthyidae. Gene Ontology annotation, cellular component: nucleus. Gene Ontology annotation, molecular function: DNA-binding transcription factor activity, RNA polymerase II-specific; RNA polymerase II cis-regulatory region sequence-specific DNA binding. The record is from RefSeq and is a predicted model, not a curated record. Gene Ontology annotation, biological process: regulation of transcription by RNA polymerase II.